This is a messenger RNA of Thamnophis sirtalis, 3999 nucleotides long. The record is from RefSeq and is a predicted model, not a curated record. NCBI's taxonomy places the organism in Eukaryota, Metazoa, Chordata, Lepidosauria, Squamata, Natricidae.
GUUUGGGAGACAUUUUGAGUCACCCUUACUAUUGCAAAGCAUUAUAAUGAUAGCCACAAUGUUAUUGAUGCUGAAACUGUGCACUGAAGUACGUGUGGCCAAUGAAUUGAAUAUAAAACGACGCUCCUUUUCAGCUGCAGAUAGUAAGGAUGAAGAAAUCAAAACAGCUCCCAGGAGAACCUUUCUAGAUUUUGACUUGAACUCUUUCUGGCACUGGAACAAGUUUGCAGAUUAUGUGCAGUGCGUUCUGGCUUUCACUGGGGUAACAGGAUGCGUCACUUACCUUUCCCUUGACUCCAGUAUCUUUGUUGAAACCUUGGGUUUCCUUGCUGUUUUCAUUGAAGCCAUGGUGGGUAUCCCGCAGCUCUACCGUAAUUAUCAGAAUAGGUCAACUGAAGGAAUGAGUGUAAAGAUGGUGCUAAUGUGGACCAGCGGUGACACCUUCAAGACGGUGUAUUUCCUCCUGAAUCAAGCUCCAUUCCAGUUCUCAGUCUGUGGACUUCUCCAGGUUUUUGUAGACAUGGCCAUCCUUUUGCAGGUUUACUUCUUCAGCUGUUACCCACAGAAACCUGUUCCACAUUCAUCACAUCCAGCCAGCACGAAGGCACUUUAAGGCACAGGAUGGAAGCGAUUAUUCGUUGAGAUUUGUAGAAGAGGCUGAGAGCCAGCCGUAGCUUCAGCUCUGCUUGUACCUACUGUGUUUCUGAGGAACUAGAAAUAGAAGACUCAAAAAUGCCUACCUACAGGGACACUUCUUCUGGCACUUUUUCCUCUUCUUUCAUUGGGUUGCAUAUCUAUUGAAAUGGGUUUGUUUGGGAUUGCAGUGAGGGGUUUUCUUUUAUGUUCUACUCAGUUCUCUAAAAUAUUUGUGUAUGGACAAAUGUGUGUAUCACAAGGGCUGGUUGUUAAAUGUUCUCAAUGCUAUUUUUUCAAAGGUCAGUCUUAAAAGUUGGGAGUAUUUUGUCUGAAGCAUUUACCUAUUUAUAUGCAUAUGGGUUAUGUAUUUGGAAUAUUUUACAUUCCUUAGAUGAAAGUGCAGAACUCCUUGUUUUUUAAAAUGUGGUAGGCCACACUUGGUAAGAUUGUAAGAGUUGAUACUAGGAAAAGAUGGUUUAGUGAAUAAUGUCAAGGAAUAGAUUUUGUGCAACUGUGUUAAAUAUAUAUGUACACACUGCUGGGCCAGUGUGAUGUAUAAAUACAUCAAAGUGAUUAGUGAUUUUGAUACAAAUGCUCCUACAGCCAAACAGAACAGACUAAUGCGCAGUAAGUCUUCAGAGAGCUCAGAAGGAUGAGUAAUUUCGAUACCUUGGAGAAUAAAGUAAUUUCUUUAUGGAUCUAUAAAGGAUUUAAACUUAAAGAGGAUAAGCUUGAAAGAAAAUCAGUGUUUAGUUUAUUUGCAUUCUGUUCCUGUAUUUUUGUUUGGUGGAAAAGCCACUUUCAGUGAUGUAAAUCUUGUCUUCGCAGUGCGAGCACAAUGACAUUCUUAAAGUUAUACUCUUAAGUUGCACAGGCCAACUACAACACCACUGCUUUUUAAGCUAAAGACAUUAUCUAAGUAACCUUCCCUCUGUGAAAGAGGCGGUUUACUAGACUAGGAUAGAGAAGAGAGAGAGCAAUACUUUAGUGCUGGAUAAUAGGGCAAUUUUUUUUUUAAAAAAAGAAAAUGUUUGUGUGUGAUAUUUUUCUAAAUAUUUAAUACCAAAUGUCAUUUUAUGUUUGGGAAGAAGUGGGGCUACUGAAAACGAGGGGAAGUAUGAUAGUGAUUCUGAGUCCAUUAAAGUUUUGCAACUUGCUUCAUUUUAGCAAUGCCAUAGCCAGUACCUGAAAGGGGGGAAUGAAAAAUCACUUAGGGGGGCAUAUUUAUGAGCGUGGAGGAUCUAUAAAAUGAGUUCACCAGACUUAUGUAAGCCUGUUCUGGUAUUUGAUUGGGCUGCAAGAAAAGCAUCGCUUGUAUUGUUUUAAAAGUUCCUUGACUAACUUGUCAAAGCAAAUUUGCUUCCAUAGCUAUGAAAUAUAUAUGCAUUCUGCAGUGAUUCAGGAACUGCUCUCUUCUCUUAGCCAUAAAAUAUACUACGUAUAUGUGCUUUUGUUGUUAGAUGUAUCCUACCUGGAGGGCCAUUUUAUGAAAUGCUGAUUCAACUGUAAUCUUGAUUUCCCUCAACUAUUGGGGGAAAAAAAGAUAUUCAAGUCUGACAAGAACUCUUCAGCUGGAUCUCUUCCUUACUUCGUCCAGCUGUCUGCCUGCCUGUCUCUCUGUCUAUCUCUCCCUCCCUUCCCCCUCUCUCUCAAAUCUGGGGUGACCUGAAGACAUCAAAAUCCCAUCUUUGCAAGAGUGGGAAUCUUAUCAGAAGUUUGCUUUAAUUCCUUCCACUUGCACAUCUAUAUUUCAGGUCCUCUCCUAUAUUUUAGGUCUGGGGGACAAGUGUUUCACUGUGGCAAUUCUGAAUGCCCAGGAACUCAGUCCCUCCCUUCAACAGCAAAAAAAAUAAAAAUAAAAAACCGAGACAAGGAUGAGGCAAUAUAUUGAUUGGCUAUCGCUUUAGUGGAGGUCUCUGUGCCUAGCUGGCAAAUAAAUUAAACCUCAGGAAAGCUGCUUUAAUGAGGGCUUGGUGUGAAAUGUUGUAGUUGAAUAGACUUGUGCUGUUGAUUAGCUUCGCUGCUUAUUCCUUUGGUGCCUGAAGUGACCUUACCAAGCUGAUUUUAUGUGGCAUGGCUGAAUGUGAAUGUUGCAUUGCUCUCUUUUUCACAAGCGUUCUAACUGCGUUAGAACCGGGUGGCAGUCAUCUUUUAAAUUAUACAUUUUCAUCCUAGUUUUUCCUGGUGUGCUGCUGUAGCGAGGAUUGUAUUUCUACUCGUACAACAGAAUUUAUUAAACUUGCAAUGCUGGUUUUUAUUUUUGUAUGGGGUAAUAUUCUUUGCUUUCCCAGUGUCUUUUGAGAAGAGAUACAGGAUUUAACUAUUAUGUUAGCGUAGCCUGAAUAUAUACAAAUACCUCUUUUUUUAAACAAGUGUUAUUGAAGGUAAAAUUUAUAGUAUUCCACAAACACACCUGCUUUUUUUUAGAUGAGUUACUGUCCACAAAUUCUUAACUUCUGAUGUCAAUAUUAAAAUGUAGGCUCAGAAUAUCACAAUACAACUACAAAUGACACCAGAGAAGUUUACGCACUUGUGCAGAAUUUAACUGUGUGAGUCACUCAUGGCUGAACCCCAGAUAGCCACGCAUUUAAGAAAAGGGCCAUUGUAACACGACCCACAUACCGUUUAAGGCUCAACAUCGAUUCCCAGGGAAUCAUAACUAUCCAUCACAUAAAAGAGAGCCAAUUGCCUGUUUUUUCCCCCCAUGAAACUUGGUUGCCUUGGCUUGAACAUUUAAACCAGGGGUGUCCAACAGUGGCAACUUUUAAGACUUGUGGACUUCAACACCCAGAAUUCCCCUGCUAGCAUGAAUUCUGGGAGUUAAAUUCCAUAGGUCUCAAAAGGUUGCCAAGGUUGGGCACCUCUGAUUUAAACCACGAGUGUUCAAUCUUUAAUUAAAUAAUGGUGAAGCUUACUCUCUGAUCAACUAGAGAAGCGCAGCAUGCCUUUUAGUUAUGAUGGGAGAAUCAAUUUUCGCUUAGUUUUUUUGGGGGGGGAGGGACAGGGGAGGAUGGAUGACCCAUGUCCUUGAAAACUGGCUGUUUUGCCAUCAAAUUUCAAAAGUUCUCAUGAUGCUAAGAGGCCAAAUUUCAAAAAUAGGACACAGGUUGUCCACCACUUGCUUAAUUCUCCUACUCACAGGUAAACUCUUCAUCAAGUAGCAGCUCUGAUACAUCUGUAAGAGUAUCCAAAGAGCAUCUCAGUAAUUAGGAAACUAUUUCCUAAAAAAAAUAUGUAAAGAACUUUUGUAUAUUUUAGCUAUAUGUUGAAUGUAUGGAAAAAUCCAAAUGCACUCAUUAAACGAUCAGUUUGAUUUUUUUUUAAAAAAAAUAAAGUUAUACACAAAUUCAUUAUUUGUUGUUC